Messenger RNA from Naumovozyma castellii, 585 nucleotides. It is a transcript of the gene GFD1, whose product is annotated as Gfd1p. The transcript has a single exon. The record is from RefSeq and is a predicted model, not a curated record. Lineage: Eukaryota; Fungi; Ascomycota; Saccharomycetes; Saccharomycetales; Saccharomycetaceae. Bases 1 to 585 code for a protein of 194 amino acids.
AUGUCCUUUAGACAGACAAAUAGUCCCAGGAAGCAUUCGGCCGGUAACAAAUCACAUGAACGAUCCUCAAAAAAGAGUUCUUCUCCAGAAGAAAAAGAUUGGUCAUCCAUGAGUUUGGCAGACCGUAUAGGUAUAGUACCAGCAAAUGCUACAGAUGAGAAGAAGACAACGACAAGUCCUGUCAAGAAAACUCAUGAGGGAAGGAAGAAGAAUCAUAAACUUACUUUGGCAGAAAUCGAUGCCCAAUUUGUGAAUAAUGAUAAAACACCAAAGGAGCCAAAGCACAUAAAGAUGAAUGAAAAAAUACACACAAUUCCGGCUACCAAGACUGGAAAACCUGAUAGAAAGCUACCAACCAGUAAAAAUCAAACUCAACAAGAGAGUGACAAAAAGGAAAAAAGAAGUAGCAUUUCAAAAAUUGAUAUCUUGAAGAAGAAGAUUGCUGAGCAAAAGAAAAUUCAGGAAGAGAAAAAGCAAAAACAAUUAUUGGAUGACUUCUUAAAUGGUGAUGAUAAGUUUGAAUGGACUGCCGAAGAAGAAGAGGAGGAAGUGCUAAAUCGUUUGAAGACUUCAUUAAAAAUAUAA